GCUGUAUUAACCACCGUGGAAGACCUGGUCAUAGAUGGCAUCCGCGACAAGCCACAGCUGAUUGGCAUUCCGGGUGGCAUUGAUUCAGGUGAUUGUUAUGCAUGCGUGGCUGAUGUUGCUGAGAUGGCAGACACUGAUGAAGCCUCAGCCAAGUGUACACUAACUGUUGCUGAGUGUACAUCAAAGCCUGCAACUGCCUCGAAUGUAGCCACUUCUUCAACAUCAAGACCAUCAAAAGAAUCGUUGAAAAAGAGAAAGAGAAACAGAUGCUAUGAAGAAGAGCUACUUGAGCUGGAAACAAGACGUGCACAGGCUGAGUUGGACCUGCUGUUGCAGAGGCAACAGCAGGAAAAACAGCUACAUGAUCUUAGAAUUAAGGUGAUCACAGAGGCUGCAGAGCAAGAGAGACAACUUUUUACUUUAAAAAAAGAGUUGUUAAACUCAAAUAUAAAGUCUGCAAUGGAUCAAGGCCUUCUUUUGUUUGAAUCUUAAACUUAACAUGUUCCUAGGGGCAUAUCGACUGCUAAUAGACAAGUUAAAUAGCUAUUAUUUGCAGAAACAGCUACAUAGGACUGAUUUAUGCAUGUUUUAUUAAUUAAAUGUAUAAAUAAUUUGUGACACUCAAAUAUGAAUAAGUGAAACACUACUUACCAUAAAUAAAGGACCAAGUUUGGUAAAUGAUGAAAGUGCUAUACUGAUGGGCAGCUGGUGUUCCACUUAUUCAUAUUUUAAUGUCAUACAUUAUUUAUAUAUGUAAUUCACAUAGCAUGCAUGAAUCAGUCCUUUGUAGCUU
Messenger RNA from Dreissena polymorpha, 793 nucleotides. RefSeq lists its product as uncharacterized. The record is from RefSeq and is a predicted model, not a curated record. Bases 124 to 492 code for a protein of 122 amino acids. NCBI's taxonomy places the organism in Eukaryota, Metazoa, Mollusca, Bivalvia, Myida, Dreissenidae. The transcript has 3 exons.